AUGGCCAAAGGAGUUUUUGAGCCAGAUCUAGAAGUGUGUGAGAUGAUCGAUGAGUCCGAUUCUACCGAGGAUUCUGAUGACGAAGACUACGAAUUGGGCGACAACUUAUUUUCUAAAGCUUCAAGUAAAGUGAGUAAGCCUAAGUCUUCGACCACAAAAAAAUAUAAUUUUAAACUUCUGAGGAAAAAACUUGGCUCUGUGUCAAGAAAAACAAAGAGAAAGUUGGACGUCCACCGUGAAACUAAGGACGACACAUUGAGUCCACCAAACACAUCGAGAUUGUUUCAGAUCGUUAUAGCGAGAAAACACGCCAGAUUGUCAAGCUGCCUUCAGAGAACAUACCUGUCACUCGCAUCUGAUGAUAAGUUCGUGACCAUAGCGGAAGUAUUGAGCUUUGUUUGUGAAUGUGCAGGCUUUAAACCGAAUUUGGUGAACAGGAGGUACUUGAGCACAGAUUCGGAAAAAAAAGAUUCACAGUCUGGAACGAUUAGUUCAGAAAUUACGUUGGAUAAUUUCGGAUGGGAUUCGUUCAGAAACUGCUACCUGAGUCUGCCGAGUUCAGUGACCUACGAGGACGUGCUCAGGUACAGAGAUAAGCCGGACCCCGAAGACGAGGCGAUCUACGGCAAGAACAUUAACUCGGAGGACUGUGAUUCUAUUUCGUCGCUAUUUUACAACAUGUCUAACUAUCGCAUUAGGAACCUGACGAAGAUGCUUGAAGGGAAGGAGGGCUGGAUGAUAGACCUGGGAAGCGUGGGCUUCGUGCGCUUCUGCGAGUUUUUCAACGAGCUGGUGCUGCAGGCGGAGACACAGUACUUCAAGGACCUGCUCGAGCUGAUACAGUGGGUGCUGGCGCUGAGCCUGUGCCCAUACAGGCCGAUCAGACUGCUGAGUUGCGUGGCCUGCAACGAGAUGGUGUCGUCACUAUUGGCGAAGCUGGACACGCUGAGGAAGGACCAGGUGGUGCUGAAGAAGCAGCUGCAGGUGGAGGCGGAGUUGGACAAGAGAAUGUCAGGGCGCCUGGGAAAGAGCGCAGUGAGUCUCAGCGGCUCGACGCUGGAGCUGUACAAGAGGCUGACCCUGGUGAACACGACGUGCAAAGUGGUCUCGUCCUUCGUGAAGGCGACCUUUUCCAUAAACUACUCGUCGAAGCUGUUCGACGUGUCCCAGGACAUAAGGAUGCUCUCAGCAUACUACAUGGUUGUGCACUACCUGAUUAACCCAUCAAUGUACGAGCAUAGUUUAUACGUGGAGUUGGUAGGCAGGUUCGUACUCAACCAGGACGAAAACCUGGUGCUGCUGCUAAAGUACCUGCUGGUCUACAGAGGAAGAAUUGGACACAAGGUGGUCGACAAGUUGCUGGCCAUAUACCCCAAUGCCAGAGGGGAGGCGAAUGAGCUGAUAGAGUUUAUCCUACUGAAAUUCCUGAACGAAGAGAACAAGGGGGAGUCCGAUGGAGGCUCUGCUACAAGGAAAGAGGCUGUUUCCAAAUCAGAUGAAAUUGAAGCAGAUGAGGUGAGUAGAACGAAGAAUAAGGUGGCGGAGAAGCUGCUUAACGACGAUUUCGUGUAUGAAAGUGUGAUAAACAGAAAUAGCGUGUAUUUCUGCUCGCUUUUCCUGUCCACUCACUUCCCAAGUUAUAGAUUCACAGUGACAUUUAACCUGAACCUGGCUCAAAUAAAGAGUAGAUUUGGAUAUCUGAUGAACGAGAAGAAUAAGGCAUACAACAAUCACGUGUACACGUACACUAGGGUGGGCUCGGAAGAUGGAGGUGGGCAGAAAGAUGAAGAGGAGGAGGAAGUUAGGAAGAUGAAGCUGCUGUGUAAGCUGUUGUCGAAGCAUCAAAGGAGAGCGCGUUUUAAGAAGUUUUUAAAUAACAUGGUCUUGAGUCUGAUGAAAUUGGACUUCUUCAGCUGGAGCCUGAGCGGGAUCAAGUUCAGAAACUACAGCAGGUUAGCAACAGUACUAGAGUGCCAGGGAGUGUACAAUCAAGUGCUGUUGGCGGUGACUGAUAACGUGGGAGUGAAGGCUCGAGAGGGCGCUGAAAGUGCGUUUGAGAAUCACGAGGAGGAAAGAGUGAGAAGCAUGGAAGACUUUGUAAAAAAUUCACACGAGGUGUACAGGUUGAACAAGAACAGCACUAGCAACUUGAGCUGUAUCUUUGGAAUAUAUAGAAACCUGCUGAAACAUAAGCCAGGGAGAGUCCACAAGUUGGCGGACCUGAUCAUCAGCAAGCUCAACUACAUACUGGAGCACGCCGAUCUGACUUCGAAAGCAAUAAACAUACUGUCGAGUAUGCUGACCGAUGGAAGUGGUUUGUUAGAGGUAGAAAGGAGGAGGAUAUCAGGAGCAGAGAGGAGUAGAGAGGUGGGAAGUGAAACGGAGAGUAUUUCUAGUCUCGAAAGGUAUAAAGCCAAAAUCAACAGUGUGUUUAAAAGCAAUGUGGUAAAGUUAGUUAAGCACAUAGAAAGUGGCUUUGGGGAGGAUGAGUUGGUAGGUGGAUACAAAGGAUCUAAAUCGGUAACAAAUCACAGUUUGAGCACUAGAGAGGAAACGCAGAACGUGAAGCUGGUAAUAUUUGCGUUGAAUCAGUUCCUCACGGCCUUUAACUUUGUAACACUGAGCUCGAAUGAUAUACUGACGAUCUAUAACCUAUUGGAGAAGGAAAGAGUGGAUGAAAGAUUAAGCGAUGACAGAGUGGUGAGGAUGUUUAGAAGGAGUGGAUUGUACUGGGAACUCUUGAUAUUGUACUAUUUGGUGUACGAGCAUGUAAUAUAUAACACGGUUAGCGACGGAAAAUAUCAGUUUGAAAGGUUGGAUGAGUUGGGGCACAAGCUCCUGUGUCUGAUGCUGAAUGCAGCCAAUUUUAGAAAAAGUAGAAGAAUGUUUGUAGCGCUCUCCAGCGCGUUCAACGUAAUGAAGCUGUCAAACUCAGGGUUCCUCCACAGGAAGGGAGGGCUUAAGCUGGAAGAAGGAGUGGUGGAUCAUUUGGAACGCUGCAUUAUGCACCUGCUGGAGGAAGCAUAUAGAACGCGAGAGGGAGGCCAGGGAAAGGAAAGUAGAGAUGGACAGUUUAAGAGGAAGGAGAGGACGUUGAGUUUGGAGAAUGACGGAGGAAUAAGUGUAAACUACAAGUACUACUUCGAUGAGGAGUGCUUGAGGCACCUGACGCCAGUCUACAUAGCGGAAAGCCUGAUCUACCAGUGCGUCAAGACGCUGAACUCGGAACUGUUUAACAGUAAUAUGUCAGUGGCGCUGGUGGUCAGCAGCUGCGGCGGAGUCGAGAGGCUGCGGAAGGCGUCCCUGAAGUACCUGGAGAUACUUAACAGGCUCGACCUGUGGCUGUUCAACCUGGUGACGCUGCACACGAUGUUCACGCUGUAUGAACUGUCAGAAAACGUGCUGCUGGAGAGAGUGGUGAGCACGUUCAACAGUUUUCAGAAUGAACGCUACCACCAGGCGAUCUACCACGCGAUGCAGUACAUCAACAAGAGCCAGUCCAACGAAAAAUUCCUGAGGUACCUGACGAUGAUGGCCGUGAGCAACGUGUCAGUGAGGAGCAGACUGCUGAGGUGCAUACGAGUGAACGCAACCACGGGCACACGCAGAUACAACGUGGUUAAGAUCAUCGCCAGGAUACUAAGGAGCGUUGACAUGGAUGACAGGAGUUUCAACAGCAACCUGCUGUUCCUGAGGAGAAGCUUGGACGCAAAGGCGGUGGAACGACUGUGCAGGCUCGUCGAAAGGAGCAUACAGCAAGGGGCAAAAGCAACGAGAACCACAGAAAAGAGUGCACAGGGGCCCCUAGUGGCAGAACCGUUGGGAUCGACGCAAUUGCCGCCUGCAGAGUCGCAGGCAUUGAAGAGGACUAAGGUGUCCUCGAGGUCAACUUUGGAUGACACGACGUUGGUCCCGGAUGAUUGCGGCUCAUUCAAUGAUAACACCACCGACGGAGCCCCGAUGGACGAAGAUGGGAACUUUGAGAACGACGACAACGAGUUUCUAAUAACAAACGAUGGCGACACCGUGAAACAGCCACUGGCACCCAGCGUUGGCAUUAGAAACAAAAUCCCUCCCAUUGAACUCAGGGACGACGAACUUGACCUGAGCGACAUACAGGGCGUUGACGAGUACGAGCCGGUGUUCGACAGCCUCAGCGAGGGCGAGGACGCCGAGCCGCCCAAGAGCUCCUGCGUGCCGUCUCAGAGACUUAAACCAUAA
This is a messenger RNA of Theileria orientalis strain Shintoku, 4221 nucleotides long. RefSeq lists its product as uncharacterized. Lineage: Eukaryota; Apicomplexa; Aconoidasida; Piroplasmida; Theileriidae. Bases 1 to 4221 code for a protein of 1406 amino acids. Gene Ontology annotation, biological process: sister chromatid cohesion. The record is from RefSeq and is a predicted model, not a curated record. Gene Ontology annotation, cellular component: chromatin; nucleus; cohesin complex. Gene Ontology annotation, molecular function: chromatin binding. The transcript has 7 exons.